CAUCUACUACAAGAGGAAUGCCCAAGGAAGGAUUCUGGUUCCCAGUAGCUGAUUCUGAACCUGGUUCUGGUCCUGUAGCUGUUUGUCAGAUGGAUUAAAAAGCAGCAGCUGCUUCAACCUGCUUCGUGUGUUUACAGCUCAGCAGACUGUCGGUGCUGCUGGACCAACUCAACUCCUGAUUCUCUGAUGAUCUGUUCAUGUGAGCAGCAGCAGCCUGGCUCUACCUGGACAAGAUGAUGAAGAUGAUGAAGAUGAUGGUGGUCCUGGUCCUCUCCGGUCUCCUCUGUGUCUCAGCUGACGGUAAGUUUCAGUCAGAUUUAAACUCUGAUGGUUUAAACAGUAAACAGGUUGUUAGUUUACUGACAGUCAGUCAGAACAACAGAGUUGUCCCAGGCUAGUCCUAACUCCUAACCUAUGCUUAUUCUGCUCUUAUUUUGAAAGUACUGUAAACCCUAACCCAAAUAGGCUAAACUACAGGAACAGAAUCACACAGACACAUAUAUGGUGAGAAUAACGGUCCAAAAUGAUAUGAAAAAGAGACGCAAAACUACCACAAAGAGACAAACAAACUACAAAGAGAUGCCAAAUGACCACAGAGACCCAAAACAACCCUGAUGGAAACACACAGGACCAAAAAGAUACCAGAUCGCAUAAGAGACAAAGUCCCACAAAGUCCAUUAUCAACACGCCAUUAUCUCCGGUUGAGCUUUAUCUUUUCCUCCACCGAUCCUGUAGGUUUCAGGAGCAUCUUCGCCACGGCCUGUAGUUUCACACGUCUCUUUGCGACUCAACUUGUUCUGUACGUCUGUCGUAAGUCGUCGUCGUCAUCAGCAACUGUCCUCUUGAAUUAGAACAACUUCUUUUACUUUGUCUUUUGAAUCACCAUCAUCUUUUCGUCGCUUGUUGUCAGCCUGCUUCUUCACCAAUGUGCAGCCACAAUCCUUUUGGAUGGUAUUUGUCCUGGUCGUCUUCCAACAAAAGAUCUUUCAGGACCUUACCUUCUUGUUUUAAAUCACAUCACAGCUGCUGUUUCUUGGAUGUUUCUCUCAAGCCAACCCAAGUUGUUUUCCCCUUCCUAACCCUAACCCACAGCAGACAUCGUUGUGGUUUUCUGUUACUGACCGCUCGCCGCCGUCCUGAGAGUCCGAGGAGCCCGGUAGCUUUGACAUUGUCCCAGUCCGUGCGGCCUGUAGCAGCUCCCUCCUAAUAUCUGAGUCAACCUCACAAACACGCUGGCAGACCAUCGCCAGCAAUGUCACAAAUAAACGCUCCAUUUCUGUCCACUUCAGUGUGAAAAGAGCCAUUCAUCCCAAAACGUAAUAAUCCAAGUGACAAAGGUUAUGACCACAAACACACAUCAGAGAAUACAGGAACUACUAGGCUAAGUUGUUUCUUACCAGAGCAAACGUUUGACAGUAGAUCAACAACUUAACUUAAAAUGCUUUUUCACACAAACUGUAAAAGAUAUCAAACUGAAAACCAGUGGCCUAAUACCUGAAUUUCUCGUGAAAAUUGUUAAGUUUGUUUGGUGUCUGUAGGUGAAAUUAUGAAACUUUUGAGAGCAGAAGAAGAUUUGGAGGAUUUGAAGCUUGCUCUCAUUGACUUUUUUUUAAUGCCAGCUUUAAUUCUUUGAAGUAACAAUUAUUUAUGAAAAACCUUUCUACAGAGUUGGUCUAUGAUCAGUCAUAUAUGUAAGGAGUAGAGACAUUUCUCCUAGUCUGUGUGACCUUUCUACAGAGUUAGUUAACUGGUUUGACUUGCUCUAGUGUGGUUUUUGUGUUCACAAUAUGUAUAUUACACAAUAUGUAUAUUACCAUCAAAGUGUUUGUGCAUACAGACUGCAAAGUAAAGAAGUGUUCUAAAUAAAAUGUAGCCCUGGCUACAUUUCAUUUAGAUAUUUAUUGAAAUUAUUGAAAUGCAAUACAAAUAUAUAAAUAUGGUGAAGAAAAUAUAAGUGAAUGCCAUAUGUUAAAAUGGUUACCAUGAAUAAAAGGUUUUAAAGGUAAGAGUUAUAUUUAGAGUUUUUAAAAGUUGAUGCAGUUGAGUGUAGUUUGAGUGAAGUGUACAUGACUCAGCACGUGGAAGGGUCAGCUGACACACAGCUUCACCUGAUAGCAGCCUCAUAUGUCAAUCACCGUCUUUCUUUACUUCUGUUGGAAGGUCAUGACCUAUCAGCCAAUGGAAUUACAAUCCCAGGUAGAGGGGCGGGGCUUAGCUGUCACCUGCAGAGAGCUUCCCGUUGAGAGAGACCAGUCCCGCUGAGUGAAGGACUUGGUCCGGUUUAGGAGGUCGGAGAAGGACUUUGUUCUCCAUUACUGAGGCUCACAACCACUGCUGCUGGCUUUGGUCUGUUGGAGUCUACAAGAGAGACCGCUGCACGGUGUGGGAGGAUCCCCCGUCAGUCCCUGUCCAUGCUGGUCUUCAUCCUGCUGGUGUGAUGAAGACUGUCCAUGCUGGUCUUCAUCCUGCUGGUGUGAUGAAGACUGUCCCUGCUGGUUUCUGUUCUGCUGGUCUUCAUCCUGCUGGUGUGAUGAAGACUGUCCCUGCUGGUUUCUGUUCUGCUGGUCUUCAUCCUGCUGGUGUGAUGAAGACUGUCCCUGCUGGUCUUCAUCCUGCUGUGGUUCCUCCGGUGCUCUGCCUGCUGCCAUCACCAAGUUCUCCUUAUUCCUAGACCCCCUUGGCUGGGAUUGGUGAGUUCUGAGUAUAUUCCACGUGUAUUUAAUUUGAUUGGUUGUGUAAACAAGCUUCUCUUCAGGUCUCCAACAGGUUUUUGGUCUGUAUUGUGAUUGCUGAGUAUGAAUGGGUGAGGGUUUUUGGUUUGUAUUGUGAUUGAGUAUGAAUGGGUGAGGGUUUUUGGUCUGUAUUGUGAUUGAGUAUGAAUGGGUGAGGGUUUUUGGUCUGUAUUGUGAUUGAGUAUGAAUGGGUGAGGGUUUUUGGUCUGUAUUGUGAUUGCUGAGUAUGAAUGGGUGAGGGUUUUUGGUCUGUAUUGUGAUGGAGUAUGAAUGGGUGAGGGUUUUUGGUCUGUAUUGUGAUUGCUGAGUAUGAAUGGGUGAGGGUUUUUGGUCUGUAUUGUGAUGGAGUAUGAAUAAGUGAGUGGGGUUCCACAGAACUAUUCAGGUUUACAUGUUAAAAGGAUUUCUGGUAUUAUUUUAUUGAAACCUAAGCAGAGGUAACAAUUUCUAGUAUACUCUGAAAGCUAUAUUGAGGCAACAUAUUAUUUUGGGUUCAUAAAAAAUAGGGAGUUGUUUCUACUGGCCUCACUUGUGUUUAUGUUCCUAAUACACCAUAUAUGUGUUUUUAUUAGUUUUGUACUUUAAAUAAAUUCCGAUAUCUGGCUUUAUAGUAUUUAAAGCCAGUAUCAUUUUUGGUUCUUAGAUUUUGUACAUGAGGUUUUCAUUCUGAGUAAUCAAGGUUGAGACAAAACUUACAGUACCUAAUUCAUAUUGGAGGCACCGCCAGUUAUUUUAAUAAUCUUGAGAAACUGACCAAUCAGCAGUAAAAUAAAAUCAAAGAAGGAAAACUUCCAGCCGAGCAUUGUUUGAAUUCUGAAAGCUGUAAUGGAAAGUUGGCCACACAGCGCCAGAUGUUAGACAGGGUAUCGACUGGACAGCAGUGACAGGAUCAAAGAAAACUAACACACAGAUCAUUUCUCUUCUUCAUGUAUGCUCAUUUCUCUUAGUUUCAACAUGAGCCAGUCCCAGGUCCUCUGGGGCCCAGGGAUCUGGAUCUACUCCAUCCAGACAGAAACUUCCUAAAGAACAGGGAGUUCUCUAGUUUCAGUCUGAGUGGAUGGAAUGACAGAGAUCUGGUGUUGGUUGGACUGAAGUGAACUUUGAAUGUUUGUCACUUCCACUAAUGUCCUCUUCUCUCUGGACCCUAGUGACCCCCCCCAUCAGCUCCAUCUCCACCUUCCUGUAAGGGAGAUCCCAUUCUCCCAAACAGUGCUGAUCCAGUUCAUCUUCUCCCCAGGAGGCUGGGGGGUCAUUUAUUGUUUUGAAAGGUGUCCCUUGACUGUCAGCUCUCCAUCCAGCCCUGCAUGGCAGUCAAGAAAGGAACCUCCUGGACCAUUCCUGCUGGACCCCCCUCCACUGGACCAUUCCUGCUGGACCCCCCUCCACUGGACCAUUCCUGCUGGACCCCCCUCCACUGGACCAUUUCUGCUGGACCCCCCCUCCACUGGACCAUUCCUGCUGGACCCCCUCCACUGGACCAUUCCUGCUGGACCCCCCUCCACUGGACCAUUCCUACUGGACCCCCCUCCACUGGACCAUUCCUGCUGGACCCCCCCUCCACUGGACCAUUCCUGCUGGACUCACCUCCACUGGACCAUUCCUGCUGGACCCCCCUCCACUGGACCAUUCCUGCUGGACUCACCUCCACUGGACCGUUUCCAUCUCUACAUCAAACCUAUUGAUUGGGGUUACAUCUCCAACCUGGCCUGGGAAGGCCUCGGGAUCCCCAGAAUCCUGGAGCUUUUCUUGUCUACCAUCCACUGUUCAAGUCCCUCACCAAACCAAAGGUCAGAAAACAUGAACCUAAACUCAGCCAGGUUGGUCCUUCACCACAGUCCUCCAGAUAUAUUCAGAACUCUAAAGUCCAAAACUCAGGGUCCAGCUUUUCAGUCCACAACUUUACCGUCCUUCUUAGCAGAGCCCCCCAGGCUUCCUCCAUGUGUUCCCCCCCCUCCUCAGUCUCCUUCUGCCUUGAUGAGUUAUCCCGAACACCUGCACUCCUCCAAAAUCCACGUAGGGAGGUUGGUGGAUGGGUCAAACAACUCAGGACCUUCACCCAGGAGACCGGGGUCCACUGUAUACAGCGUAGACAUACACGCUGAUAGCUCCAAAUGCUUCCAGAUAACACGCCACGUGGAUGUUUACACGAUGUCAUGUUAGUUGUAGAAACCAUUUAAAGUGCUUUAUUUAUAGGGGGGGGAAGUCAGGAUCUGAAACAAGAGGGAAAGGUGAGUACAAAAUAAAACAGGAAGUGCAGAAAAAGACAACAAAUGAGUAACUAAACUUAACAAACUUACAAAGAAGUGUUCUUAAAACCCAUCAGGAGCCUUCUCUUCUUCUUGAGGACGCUGACUUAGAUAGAUAGAUAGAUAGAUAGAUAGAUAGAUAGAUAGAUUUCAACUUUUCAUUUCAUA
This is a messenger RNA of Perca fluviatilis (European perch), 5146 nucleotides long. RefSeq names its product H-2 class II histocompatibility antigen, I-E beta chain-like. Gene Ontology annotation, cellular component: membrane; MHC class II protein complex. Gene Ontology annotation, biological process: antigen processing and presentation of exogenous peptide antigen via MHC class II; immunoglobulin production involved in immunoglobulin-mediated immune response; peptide antigen assembly with MHC class II protein complex. Gene Ontology annotation, molecular function: MHC class II protein complex binding. The record is from RefSeq and is a predicted model, not a curated record. The transcript is spliced from 4 exons. Lineage: Eukaryota; Metazoa; Chordata; Actinopteri; Perciformes; Percidae. Bases 3837 to 4892 code for a protein of 351 amino acids.